AGGUGAUUUAUUAAAAUUGGAAAUGUGGUUCGACUGUAUUGGACCAAGCCCGGAUUGAGACAUUACAGUUUACGAUAUGCAACAAUACACGAAAUGGUACUUUAAUGUCAAACGACGUCUGGCUGUUAUUAAAGGAGAUUCUUACGUAGAACUUGAACCAACCAAAACCGACUCACCCUACAAAAUUAAAUUUGGUGGUCAGUACCACACUUGGUGUUUGUGGCGGAGUGAAGAAAACUUUACCUACGUGAAGCGACUCACUGUUUUAUUAUCAACUAUUUUGAUGAUAUUCGCACUCGUUUUGAUUCUUCAAGGAGUACCGUCGUUCCAGUUCAGAGACGGUUUUGAUUACUACAGAUACGGUAUAGACGUGUUUACUGUUCUAACAGCCUUCGUCAGCUCAUUUCUGGUGUUUCUUUUACACCUCAUGCUUGUGUGGUGUUUUCGGUUGUCAAAAAUUGAAUUUUCUGGACGAAAACCAGACGAAACAGUGUCAUUUAAAAUGACCGCAGUGUGCUUGAUUCUAGUGACAACUUUUAUAAUUGCGUCGGCAUCGUUUUUGACUAUUUGUGGCUUUUGGGUUCCUUAUAAUAAAAGUCUUGUCUGGUUAACCACGUGUGGUAUUGGUCUACUUUUUACAGUUUUAAUCUACGAAAAUAUGUUUGCUUUUGUACAAAAUAUGUUGUGCAAAAUGGAAUUGAAAAACAAUAUUAGACUGAAGUUUCACGAAAUUUGGAGAUCCACGGAAACCCAAAGGUACACUUUGUACAAAAGAUUCGGCGAUCCUUUGUUACGACCGUACUUCCAACAUUUAUAUAGACCAAUGCAAACCGCCAUCAUCAAAAAAAAACGGGAUAUAGUUAAACAUCGGCGCGAUGUUAUCUCAGAGUUAGAAGAUUUGGUUAUGUUUACCAUCUACAUCGUCAUUUUAUACGUGGUAAUCCUAGCUAAUAAGGACAAUCUAAUAGUACGUGGAAAAACAGAAAUGAAAGAGAUGAUGGAAGGAGUACAUACUAGAAGUUUGAAUUUUCAUGAUGUUGAAACGAUCGAACGUAUUUAUGAGUACUUCAACAGUACUUUAAUUUCGUCGCUGCAACCUAGGAAAUGGUACGGAAAUUUUGUCGUUUCAGAAUCAGGAAUGAUGGUAGACGUGACUAACAAAUACAUCGGAGUGGCACGUUUUAGACAACAUAGAUCCAAAGUGAAUGCGUGUGUAAUCGCAAAACCUAUGAGAUUCAUACAAAAUAGUUGCUCACCGGAAUUUUCGUUAUUUAAAGCGGCUACUGGAAUAUUUGGUUACGCGGUACAAACAAAUAUUGCUUAUUUGCAGUUUGACAGGUUGAGACAUAUAUGGGUGUAUGCAUCCUCAGCAAAAACUGGGUCACUGGGAACUACAGGAAAGUUCACCACAUACUCUGGAGGCGGCUACGUUUCCUACUUAGGUCGUACCCUCUACAACUCCUAUGCCAAUCUUGAACGGAUUGUGGCAAAAUUUUGGAUUGAUCGAAAAAGUAGGAGCAUGUUCAUUGAAUUUUUGACCUAUAACGCUAAUUACAAUGUUUUCAACGCAAUUACUUUGUUGUUCGAACAAAGUGUCACUGGUUACACUUUUAAGCGAGUUGAGGUUUAUGCUGCACGAAUGUUGUUAGUUCACAAUGAAGUAGAAACAAUUUCGUAUACUUUCUUUGCGCUUUUCAUUCUAUGGGUGGUACUAUUUUUUUUUAAACAGUCAGUAGGAGUCAUCAAGAGAGUUCGCACCUUUUACAAAGACGUUUGGUUUAUGAUAGAUUUUUUAAUCGUUCUUAUGAGUAUGGCUUGCAUUUUUUUGUUCAGUUUUAGAAUGCACUUGAUUAAAAUUUACCUCAACAAACUGGAAAGUAUCAGACGUAACGAAUUCUUAAACUACUUUUAUCUUUUCUACUUGGAAGAUUUCUUGACAGUUUUUGCUGCCGUUUUGGUGUGUGUGGCUACAAUCCGGCUUUGGAAAUUUCUCAGAUUUGGAACUAUGUUCAGAGUGUUAGAACGCACGCUUUCAAUAUCUGCGGUACCACUUGGUAGUGUUACCUUCAGUUUCACUGUUUUACUAGUAGCAUUUUCUAUAGUGAUUGUCAUUUUAUUCGGGAAUGAAUUUGAAAAACUCGAUACUAUUGUCCAAACUGUGAGGUUAUUAAUCAUCAUGUCUUUCAAAGCUGGCGAAUUACAACUAUCAAGGUUCGUAGAUUACAAAAACGCUGUUUUCUAUUUUACUGCCUACAGUAUCGUUGUAAAAAUUGUCACUUUCGUUUACAUCAUGAUCAUCGUCAUGUCGUAUACAGAAGCCCAGCUAGAAUUUUCAACAACGACAGACACAUACAACAUCAAACACUACGUACUAGAACAAAUGAAGUACGUGCCUAGAUUGAUCAGAUAUAAAUUUUCAAGACUUGCGGGUGGACAAAGCAAGAGUAAAGUAGAACCCAAAUCAGAUAAAUUUCUUUAUCUUAAUAGUUACAAUGUGGCUUUAAACCGCAUGAAAAUGAUGGAGGAUGUGACAAAAUGCGCCAUAAGACACAUAAAUCGCCCACUUUCUGUCACUGACAACGAUAUAAACUUGAUGCUUGCGAUUUGUCGACACACUUUUGUGAAAAGUGAAUACGAAACUGAAAUUUUUUUGAAAGGACGAGUCAAAGGAAACAGGAUCACGCUUAUUGACGAAAAACGAAUUCUGAUGAUCGUGGAAGUUGUUCAUGCUUUGCUUGAAGAAGGAUCGAAGGAAGAGCGAGUCGAAGAAACACGUGGAGAUGCAGAGGAGUGCGUUCGUUAUAUUGGAAAACAUUUAAAGACACUCAGAAGGUGCGAUUUGUUAUUGAAGUUAGUUUUAUUUAAAAUUGGUAAAUUUGAGGAUGAUUUGUUGAAAAUAAAAAGCUGA
Messenger RNA from Zophobas morio, 2908 nucleotides. Its product is annotated as polycystin-2-like. The transcript has 9 exons. The record is from RefSeq and is a predicted model, not a curated record. Gene Ontology annotation, molecular function: calcium channel activity; calcium ion binding. Gene Ontology annotation, biological process: detection of mechanical stimulus. NCBI's taxonomy places the organism in Eukaryota, Metazoa, Arthropoda, Insecta, Coleoptera, Tenebrionidae. The coding region runs from base 77 to 2908 and encodes 943 amino acids. Gene Ontology annotation, cellular component: membrane.